This is a messenger RNA of Fragaria vesca subsp. vesca, 1620 nucleotides long. Its product is annotated as rho guanine nucleotide exchange factor 8-like. Gene Ontology annotation, molecular function: guanyl-nucleotide exchange factor activity. Bases 1 to 1620 code for a protein of 539 amino acids. The transcript is spliced from 7 exons. The record is from RefSeq and is a predicted model, not a curated record. Lineage: Eukaryota; Viridiplantae; Streptophyta; Magnoliopsida; Rosales; Rosaceae.
AUGGUUCGGGCUAUUGAGGACAAUCCAGAGAAUCACAAGACCAGGUUGCACCAUCUCAGGGAGAUGCAUGAGACCGCAGGCAGGCAUACCAAGAGCUUGAGCCUUGAGGCUUCAAGAGCAUUAGAGUUUCAGGAUGACGAUGGUGGGGAUGAAACUCAGACGCCUACUCAGUCCAACCCUAGAGGCCUCAAGUCAAGGCUGACCAUGGAGGAAGCCACCGCGGCUGCCAAAGAAGCCAAAGAAAAGCAGCAGCAAUCUGAUAUAGAACAGAUGAAGGAGAGGUUUGCUAAAUUGCUUUUGGGUGAAGAUAUGUCCGGCGGAGGAAAGGGUGUUUCUUCAGCUUUGGCAUUGUCCAAUGCCAUUACAAACCUGGCCGCUUCUGUUUUUGGAGAGCAAACUCGCUUAGAGCCUAUGUCUCCGGACAGGAAAGCAAGAUGGAGAAAAGAAAUAGAUUGGUUGCUAUGUGUCACCGAUUACAUUGUUGAGUUUGUUGCUUCACAACAGAAGAAUAAGGAUGGAUCCAAUAUGGAGAUAAUGGUGACCCGGCAACGGACAGAUCUCCUCAUGAACAUUCCUGCCCUGAAAAAGCUUGAUGCAAUGCUUAUUGAUUGUCUAGAUAACUUCGAAGGCGAUCAGGAAUUCUUCUAUGUAUCUAAAGAUGCUGAUGAGAAGGAGAAAGGGAGUGGAAAGAGAAAUGACAAAUGGUGGCUACCAACUCCAAAAGUUCCACCAGAUGGUCUAUCAGAAGUGGCAAGAAAAUUCUUGCAGUAUCAAAAAGAUUGUGUCAACCAAGUGCUUAAAGCAGCCAUGGCCAUAAAUGCUCAAGUUUUAACAGAAAUGGAGAUUCCAGAAAACUACAUUGAAGCCCUUCCCAAGAAUGGGAGGGCAAGUCUUGGUGACCAAAUCUAUAGGAGUAUUACAGUCGAAUUCUUUGAUCCGGACCAAUUUCUUUGUGCCAUGGACUUGUCCUCUGACCACAAAAUUCUAGACUUAAAAAACAAAAUGGAGGCUUCCAUGGUCAUAUGGAAGAGAAAGAUGAACCAAAAAGAUGGAAAAUCUGGCUGGGGCUCAGCUGUGAGUUUGGAAAAGAGAGAGCUCUUUGAAGAGAGAGCAGAGACCAUCUUACUCCUUCUCAAGCAGAGGUUCCCUGGGAUCCCUCAAUCUUCAUUGGACAUAAGUAAAAUUCAAUACAAUGGAGAUGUCGGGCAGGCUAUUCUCGAAAGCUAUUCAAGAAUCCUAGAGAGCUUGGCCUUCACUGUGUUGUCUCGAAUUGAAGAUGUACUCUAUGCAGAUUAUUGUGUGCAGAAUCCGUCAGCAGCAAGUAAAAAGAACAGUUUAGGAGAAACAACUCCCUCAUCACCUUCAACUUCUCCGGAUAGGUCCAUGCAUAAAGAUGAUAAUGGGGGAACAGAGACACCCUCGUCAAUGACACUAUCGGAUUUCAUGGGUUGGGGAUGUGAUCAAGGUGAUAGUGAGGCAAAGAAGGGACAGGAGGCUGCAGCAGAUGAAAAUGAUGUCAAGCAUCCACAUAUACAGAAACUAGCCAACAUUGUGACCAACAAGAAGAUGUCAUAUCUAGACACAUUGGGUGGAAUGAGAAGUCCAACGGCACGCCACUAA